Messenger RNA from Perca fluviatilis (European perch), 4125 nucleotides. RefSeq names its product guanine monophosphate synthase (gene gmps). Gene Ontology annotation, biological process: GMP biosynthetic process. The transcript has 16 exons. NCBI's taxonomy places the organism in Eukaryota, Metazoa, Chordata, Actinopteri, Perciformes, Percidae. Gene Ontology annotation, cellular component: cytosol. The record is from RefSeq and is a predicted model, not a curated record. Bases 174 to 2282 code for a protein of 702 amino acids. Gene Ontology annotation, molecular function: GMP synthase activity; GMP synthase (glutamine-hydrolyzing) activity; ATP binding.
GGCGGUCCGAAUGUGUAAUGAUAGCACUAACCGAAAGUCUUGUAUUAUGAAUGCAUUGGCGUUCAUUUUGGAAAGUGACAUUGAGCUUGUGGCAAACUAAUUUUAUUAUAUGCGGUUACUGUCACACGGAACGUUAUCUGACACAGGUUUGCUAACGUCGUCACUAAGCUAGUAUGAGCCAACUUGCGGUUACCGGUCUGACAACUAGAGCUGCUGCUGCUAUGGUACCCGGUGAUUUGCUGGAGAUCAGUGCAGAGCAGAAUGGAUCAUGUGAGGGGGCGGUGGCGAUCCUGGAUGCUGGGGCCCAGUAUGGCAAGGUGAUUGACAGACGGGUGCGAGAGAUGUGUGUACGCUCUGAGAUCCUCCCUUUAGAGACCCCGGCCUUUGCUAUCAGAGAACAGGGCUACAGGGCAAUCAUCAUUUCAGGAGGUCCAGCCUCUGUGUAUGCAGAAGAUGCCCCCUGGUUCGACCCUGCCAUUUUCACUAUCGGAAAGCCUGUCCUGGGGAUUUGCUAUGGGAUGCAGAUGAUGAAUAAAGUUUUUGGCGGCACAGUACACAAAAAGAGUGUAAGGGAAGAUGGAGUGUUCAGUAUUGGACUGGACAACACUUGUUCCCUCUUCAGAGGCCUUCAGAAGGAGGAACUGGUCCUGCUGACCCAUGGAGAUAGCGUUGAUAAAGUGGCUGAUGGCUUUAAAGAGGUGGCCCGAUCAGGCAACAUCAUUGCCGGAAUUGCUAAUGAACAGAAGAAGCUGUAUGGGACACAGUUUCACCCUGAAGUGGACUUGACUGAGAGAGGCAUUGAGAUGCUGCGUAACUUCCUUUUCGAGAUUGCAGGAUGCACAAGUAAUUUUACCGUACAGAACCGCGAACAGGUGUGCAUCAACGACAUCAGAGAAAAAGUAGACAAGUCUAAAGUCCUGGUGCUGCUGAGUGGUGGGGUAGACUCAACAGUUUGCACAGCUCUCCUUAACAAAGCUCUUAACCAGGACCAGGUGAUAGCAGUUCACAUCGACAACGGCUUCAUGAGGAAGAGAGAGAGUCAGAGUGUGGAGGAGGCCCUCACCAAGCUGGGCAUCAAACUCAAAGUGGUAAAUGCAGCUCACACCUUCUACAAUGGAACGACAACCCUCCCCAUCUCUGAGGAGGACAGGACGCCACGAAAACGCAUCAGCAAGACUUUGAAUAUGACUACCAACCCAGAAGAGAAAAGGAAAAUCAUUGGAGAUACAUUUGUCAAAGUGGCAAAUGAAGUGAUAGGAGAGAUGAAUCUGAAGCCAGAAGAGGUUUUCCUGGCCCAGGGUACCUUGCGGCCUGAUCUCAUUGAGAGUGCCUCUCACCUCGCCAGCGGCAAGGCAGAGGUCAUCAAAACACACCACAAUGACACUGAGCUCAUCCGCAAACUCAGAGAUGAGGGAAAAGUAAUCGAACCACUGAAAGAUUUCCAUAAAGAUGAGGUCAGAGCGCUGGGGAGGGAGCUGGGCCUGCCAGAGGAGAUUGUCUCCCGACACCCUUUCCCUGGUCCUGGUUUGUCCAUCAGAGUGAUUUGUGCAGAGGAGCCCUACAUCUGUAAGGACUUUGCUGAAACGAACAACAUCCUCAAAAUUAUCACAGACUUCUCUGCAAGCGUCAAAAAGCCCCAUGCCUUGCUGCAGAGAGUCAAGUCGUGCAUAUCUGACGAGGAGGAAGAGAAGCUCUUGCAGAUCACCAGCCUUCAUUCACUCAAUGCCUUCCUGCUGCCCAUCAAAACUGUCGGCGUCCAGGGUGAUUGCCGGUCCUACAGUUACGUGUGCGGCAUCACAAGUAAAGAGUCUCCACACUGGGAAUCUCUCAUGUUCCUGGCUAGACUCAUCCCUCGCAUGUGCCAUAGCAUCAACAGAGUUGUGUAUGUGUUUGGGUCCCACAUGAAAGAGCCGCCAACAGACAUUACCCCAACUUUCCUGACCACAGGUGUUCUGAGCACGCUCAGACAGGCUGACUUUGUAGCUCACUCUAUCCUUCGAGAGUCUGGCUAUUCCGGUAAGAUCAGCCAGAUGCCGGUCAUCCUGACCCCCCUGCACUUUGACCGUGACCCACUGCAAAAGCAGCCAUCCUGCCGACGCUCUGUGGUGGUCCGCACCUUCAUCACCAGCGAUUUCAUGACCGGCAUCCCCGCCACGCCGGGCAACCAUAUCCCAGAGGAGGUGGUGCUGAAGAUGGUGAAUGAGAUCAAGAAGAUCCCAGGCAUCUCCAGAGUCAUGUAUGAUCUGACCUCCAAACCGCCUGGCACCACAGAGUGGGAAUAAAACCCAACAUGAUGUCGUAUCGAUGGGACUCACACACAAUGCACAAACACACUCGACAGAUAUCCGAGAGGGCUGGUGAACUCCUCUCCUUGUCUGUCCUUCCUAUCUCCCUACUUUUCCUCACCCCCGACCCUCCCUCAUGUACCUCCACCCCUCUCUUCAACAUUCCCACGGAAGGCAGACCGUACUGUGACGGGCGCACAUGCAAAGGCGCUACUACUCUGCUCUCCCUACCACUCCUCCCUGGUCUUAAUAUUUUUGGCAAUAUGGAUUGAUUAAUGUUGGUUAUUGGUAAUAUAUUGUCAUUUUUGAUCCAUGUACAUCAAUGUAUUUCCUCUCUUAUGAUGAAAAGAUAAAUUGCUGCUUCCUUUUUUUUGUAAGGUCAACCAUUAAAGGCGAGCAGUAAGAAGCUGUGAAAGUUCAGAAAGUAGACUUUCAUGUUGUGCCUCAGGUUGCAUUAUGGGACGAGCUAAACAUAAAAACAAGCAAACAAAAGUCAUGAAAAGAACAGAAGGAGAGUUUCAGCAAUUGUUUUCCUGCCUUUUUUGUCAGAUGUUUUUUGUUUCACUGUUGUAGGUCAGAAUACUAUUCUCUCUAUUUGUCCAUUUUCACUUUCUGCCUGUAUACUGUGCUAUGAAGAAGGUUGCCUGUUUUUAAACUAAAAACUAAAAAUGCAACCAAUGUGACCAAUCAAUUUUUAAGCUUUUUGUUUUGCCAAAAGUAGAAUAUAUGCUGUGUUGAUAUAUAACAUUGUGGGUUCAUCUGACGAUCUUCUCCAAGCUACAUUUGUUGACCAGAGCUCUUGACUUGCUGCUGUAGCACAUUGUGGACAGCAGUCAAACCAAGAUUAGCUUCAGUAUGAUGACUAGUGUGCAGGAGGCCAAUAUGAUGGGUAACUUUGUAUGUGCCUGUUCUAUUGAUUUUGUUUAUUUCGUUGGUGUGACCUGACCUGGACUUUAAUGUUUCCAGAAAGGAGGAUAUAACAUCGUUUCUCCUCAUGCUGCAAUAUGUAAGCUUUUUAUGAAGAAUAAACAUGACGGGAGGACUAACUAAUGACAAAAUUAUAAGCACGGUAGAGUUAUAACCACAUUCUGUAAAUUGCUGUUGUCAUUUCAUCAUUAUUUGGCUGUUCUUUUGUUGUGCAGUGGUACAUUUUUGCACGUUGUCUUUUUAGUUUUUCACCCAUAUCUCUGUAGUGUUAAACGUCAGUUUAAGAGCACUGUCUGUUGGCAUCUCUAACGUAACUUCACUUUGUCUCAAAAAGGCAUUUGAUGCUUCAUUUUUCUGAUCUCAAAACAUGCAGUGCAUCAUACUCUCUAGUGUCUCUCGUGGUUUAGACCUCAGUGAAUACAGUGCUCAGGUUUAACUGAGAUUUAAAAACGUAUUGUACCCCGAUAGAGACAUUUCACUUGGACGCGGUGGUUCUCAUGCCUCCAGUAUUUGUCUUUGUGCCUCAUCCUCUGUUAUCUCCUUAAGCUUUAGUGGCAAAAAUACUCUUAAUGCAAAAUGAAUUGUUUUCCUAACUUGUCUUAACUGCUAUAAGUGUUUCUCCCUCUGUUCUGCAUUUAAUACGUGUAUUUUCUGUUACAUGUCUCCACAGAAAAACAACUUAAUAAAAUUGGACACAUACUUUUGUAGUUGAAUUUAAUUGCAAUAUCAAUAAGAUUAAGUUAUGCAAUUUAAUGUUUUUUUUUUAUUUUUAUUUUUUAUUUUAAAUGUUUGUUCAAUGCCCAUUCUCCUUAGUAACGUGCCUCAAAUUAAGCCACUGCAUGCAGUUUCAACUAUGAUGACAUUUGUACAAUGGAAAACUGAGCUUUAAUAAAGAUCUCCAUGUUGAAACUUC